CAGUCGUUUAUUAAGGAUGUUCAUUUUGGCACUCAGCAGCUUACGAAUGGCUCACAGAUGGCAUCUGUCUCGUUUUGCGUAAUCCAAUCAUCCUGUACUACUGCGUCUCACACUUAGUCUCCAGGAGUAAUUGAAAAGCUCACAGUGACAAUUGUGUCUUCUUCCAGAUGUCAUCACUAUAAGGACUGGGGCUUUCAUCACCUCCUUGACGUAGGAUGUGUACAUGGCUCUCCAGGUCAGACUUGCUCCAAGCAAGGUUGUUUUGCAGAAGCUUCUUCUAUGUGUCAUCCUGUUCUACACCGUGUACUAUGUGUCCCUGAGCGUGGGCUGCGUAAUGUUUCAGGUGCAUGAGUUGGAUUUCCUGGCACCAUUUGAUUUCAAGACAAAUCCCUCAUGGCGCAACAUAUAUUACAAAGUUCUUUUAGUUUCAACAGAAGUCACCUACUUUGUUUGCGGAUUGCUUUUUGUUCCGGUUGUGGAAGAAUGGGUUUGGGAUUAUGCUAUUUCAGUAACUAUUCUUCAUGUUGCCAUCACUUCAACUGUUAUGUUGGAAUUCCCCUUGACAUCACAUUGGUGGGCUGCUCUAGAUGGCCACCCAGAGAUACUUCUGCAUAGAAUCCCGAGGCUGCUACUGCACAGAUGUGAUGCUGGCUGCCUCUGUGGAUCCGGCUUAAUUUCAAUGAUAUGUGGAGGCCAGAUUUUAGCAUACUGUUUGUUCAAAGACAACUUUAUCUAUCCAGGUCUGGAUAAUUUUUAACAGAACAGUUGAAUUAAUUUGCCUUAGAAUUUCUGUAUUAUUACAUACAUUGUGUUAGAGCCAAAUUUUAUUCUUUGUUCAACUUAUAUUCAAGGUUAAAUGUAUUCAGUAUAAAAAGAAGUUAAUGGAGUGCAGAACAACUCAAGUAAAAAACUUCAUAAGAAAAAUGUUGAAACUUUUAACAUGCAGUGUUUCCCAAAGUGUGUUCCAUAAAAUGCCAGUUCGAAAAGAUGUAAUAUUGCUGUGCAAAGGAGAAACAAUUUCAUGUUUAUACAGGAUUCCACCUACAUGAAACAAUUUCAUGUUUCAUGUAUGUGGAAUCCUGGGUUUAGGUAAAACAGACUUAUUUACUUCAGGACUUCUCUGAAUGUGUAUUUAUUUAUUUUGAGACAGGAUCUCACUUUGUUGCCCAGGCUGGAGUGCAGUGGCAAUAAUCAAAGCUCACUGCAACCUCCAACUCCUGGUCUCAAGCAAUCUUCCUGCCUCAGCCUCUUGAGUAACCAGGACAACAGGCACCUGCCACCACACCUGGCUAAAAUCUUUAACAAACUAUUAUGAACAAGCCAUCCCUAAGCUAUAGUGUACAUUAUGCACUGUUUCUUAAAUGUAUUUGACCAGGGACACACUUUAGAAGCUGCUGAUAUAUACUGUGGAAACUAUAAUGUAGUAAGAGGGCAGAUUCAAACCUAAUGUGAAUCCCUGCAACCAGAAUUACAUUCUAUGAUUAGCCUCUGGUAUUUGUUCUCUGUUAGAGCAUUUCUUAUGAAAUUAUUUCCUUUUUUUAGACUGUGGUCUUCUAACACAGUGCUUUUCAAAAUUUAAUGUGCCUUUGAUUUAUCUGAGGAUCUUGUUAACAAUGCAGAUUUUGGUUCAGAGGGCAGGAAUGGGGCCUAAGAUUCUGAAUUUCUAGGGGCCUAGGAUUCUGAACUUCUAGCCAUUCCCAAGAAAUGCCAGUGCUUGGACCAUACUUUGAGUAGCAAGGGUCUAAGCAAUUGGGAUCAUAUUUUUUUUUAAGUUGGCAUAGUUCUGUAUCACCAGUCCUCUAUUUUUAAAAAUAUGAUUAUUAUUCCAUAAAUGCCUGUUGAAUUGGGCGUAAAGUGAAGUGAGUUAAGUUUUUAUAACUGUGUUAAAUAUUUACCACAUUCUAAUGUAGUUAAAGUAUCUCCUGAUAUAAAAUAAGUGCCUACUAUGGUAACAACUAAAAUAUAAGGAUAAGAAAAGGGACAGGAAAGUAACACUCCCUCAAACACACACCUACACAAAUGAGAAACUAAACCAAACCAUUGCCGAGAUUUUUCUCCUGAGUCUUUUCGCCCUAAAAAUGCAUUUCUUCCACAAAGGCAUUCAUUCUCCCAAUAAGAAAUGUCAUGCUGAUUUUCUGUAUUUUAUGUGUCCUUCCAAAAACUGCGAUGUAUCGAUCAGUUGCUAGUUUAGAAAAUAUAAACUUACCAGGUACAUUUAAGCUUGAAAAUAUGACACUGCUCCUUUCUUCUUUCUCACAUUACUUAUCACAUGAACUUUUGUAUCCCAUCCAUUAUUCCCAUUCUUCCAGUUAAUUUCUUCCAAAAUGUUUGGUCACGGAAGUAACAAAAUCUGCAGUUCACCUAAUCAGUGAAGGGACUAUGAAUUCCUAUUACUAAUGAAGAUUUUUAUAUCUUUUAAGGAAGGCAGCAUAGGAUAGCUAUGAAAGUGCCAGCAAUAUGAGCUUUGAUUCUCCAAUUAAAACUCCCAUUGACAGCACACAGGAAAAAGUGCCUUGCCAGAGAGACAACGAAACUCAAUUCUGCUCUGUGCAAAGUGCAGACAUUAAACAAACCAUGAAUACGCUGAUGAGGAAGUGUGCCCCUGUAAAACUCACACCCUUGGAAGAAAUUUGCAGAAACACUAAAACUGUCUAAAUACAUUUGUUAAUUAAAAGAGAUUUGGUUGAUUAAGCACCUUUUAAUAUAAUGAGAAUUAAGUUCUACUAGUAAAUUAGAAUAACAAUCUCUCCAGACUCAGAAGACCUUAAUAUCUUGUCAUUCUGCAGUGUAGCUUAAUUAGCAUGUUUAUUUCUAGGAUUAGAAAUCCACCUGCUCAGGAAAUUACUAUUAUGUUACUCCUUCAUUUUAUUUCUUCUGAUCAUAGGAAUAACCUGUGCUUUUCCUCUUUUACUCAUUAAGAUGAUUACCAUUGUCUAUUUGAUGACAUCUCUUGACACAAAACAAAUUUAAAAUUCAAUGCGAACACAUAUUCUUAGCACAAAAAUAUUGUAUAUCAAGCAUAUCCACUAAAUAUUCACUUUAGUUUUUAUUGCUUUAAAUGAUAAAUAAAACCUUCUCAAAGGCCAAGAGUUAUGCUUAUUUAACUAACUUUUCUAGUGUCCCAUAUAAAAGCAUAAGUUGGUAGAAUCCUACCCAGUAUUUUGAUGCAUAUUUUUAGUAUUAAUAUUUUCAUAUUUUUAAGAAGGAUAAUACUUUAAUGUUAUGCAUAACUUCUUCACAAAUAUGCUUUAAAGUUAUUAUACCAUUGUGUUAUUUUAUAUUUAAAUCCAUUCACAUACUGCUUUAAUUAUGUUUUACUUAAAAAAGUUAUGUCCCAAAUGAAUGAACAGUAUCUAUUCUGUUGCUGAUAAUAAUCCCAAAUAUAUAUAUGAGAACUAUUUUCACAUUUGCAGUAUAAAGAUCAGAUUCCUAUCUAAAAUUUUAUGGUUUUUGUUCAACCAAUUUACCUUAAUAGCUGAACUGAUAAGUUCUAAAGCUGUUUAUUAUCACUAAAGCUGCAGAGAUUAUCCUAUAAAAUUGUGAACAUAUAUAAGAUAGAUGAUUUUGUUUAUGAUAAAUAUCUUACAGAAGAACAAAAGCACUUCCUAAUUUGUUGCUUUAUACACCUUAGAAACAUGAGUUGCUAGGUAAGUAAAUGCAUAACAAAGCAUCCAUUGAUAUAGCUUUGGUAAAAAUUGUCACAAAAGGAAGAAAAUGCAACAUGGUUUAUACGAAGAUAAUGUAAUUAUUCUAUAGAAAAUUUCAACUUUGUAAAAAGUUAUAAAAUAUGUAACUAUUUGGGAAUAUUUCACAUUUUUAAUAGAGGGCAAUAAAAUUACAACUUUUCCAUGUAUUUUUUCUUACUUAGCCAUCUCUUACAUUUUCUUUUAUUCUAUAAAUGUUUUUGGUUGUUCAGUAACAAGAAGCUCAAAUACAUCCUAAAAAACAGUUAAUUACCACUUGACUUCCUUCUUAGUGAAGAAUAUUGACCACCACCAUUCCCACAUACCCAAUAAUUCAAACAAACCAGAAACAUUAUUUCAACUAAUUAUUUUAAAUGACACCUUUGUAAAAUAUCAAAUUGUUAAUCUAACCAAUAUUUUAAAAGUUGGUAUAACAUUUUGUUAUUUAAAACUUUUAUUUUUUUAUUAUGCCUGUGUAUUUCUUGUACAUUAACACCCUUAGAGAGUACCACAGUAUUAUAUUCCUUAUUGUUUAAAAACAAAAAAAUACAAAAAGUGUGAAGAAGAAAAUCAAGUUAACUCAUAGUCUUACAAUUUAGAGUUAAGAUAAUCUCAGUCAGCAUUUCUGUAUGUGUGUGUAUAUGUCUAUGUGUGUGUGCAUUAUUUGAAUACUUUGGAUUAUACUGUAGUUUUAAAUUCUACUUCUACAAAACUUAAUGUUAUAUUCUAAACAUGUUAUUAAAAAUAUUUCAAACAGCUGUACAUUAUUCUGUGAUAUAAUUUAUUUAAUACUUAAUAUUGAUGCUUGAAUUUUUUGUAUUUUUUCUCACAUUAAGUAGAUACACCUUAGAUAGGUCUUCAUUUGCAUUCUUGGAUAUCUUUUUAAAUGAAUCACUAGAAGUAGAAUUAUUAAGUUCUAUGGUAUGACAAUCUUUUAUUAUUGAAAAAUAUUUCCAAAUUGCUUUUCAGAAAUGCUGUACUUAUUUAUUCUUCUCUCAGAAGUUGGAGCAUAAACACUUUGCUAUAUCCUUCCAACAUUAAGAAUGAUUAUUUUACACAAUUAAUAUGCAUCUAACAAUUAUAUUUUUAUGAAAAUAAUACCAACUCCAAAGUUGUUGCAAAAAACUGAUUUGUGUAAUUGAAACCUAAAUUAAGGUGAUUAGUAAGCCAAAUCUAAUUCAGAAGAAUUUAAUUUCAUUCUACUUCUGAAGUAGCCUUUAACAACAAAUAUGGAUUAAAUGCCACUCUGCACAGGAUGCCGGUUACCCAUCCAUCUAUGUAGCUAUUCAUGUAACUAGCCAACAAAUAUUUAUUGAAUGCCUCCUCUAUGUCAGUCAAUUUUGCUAGGUCCUCUAAUAUCAUGCUAAUCACUAUGGGAAAUAUAAAAGCAAAGGACACAUCUGAUUUUUUUCCCAGCUCCCAUCUUUUGGUUCGCCUAAGCAUAUCAUGUCUCAAGAGGUGGGGAAAGGAAGAUAGAAAGGAGGAAGCUUGUGUUGGAACCCUACCCCUAUCUCUUAUUAACUGUGUGAUCCAGAUGAAUCUUUUUACCUUACCUUACAAGUGAAUGGUACUUGUUAAAUUACAUAACAUCUAGCAUGGUCAAGUGUAACAGGUAAAGCAGUGUAUCUAGUAAUUGUAAUAUCUGUAACUAACUGCUUUUGGGUAGAUGAUAGGGCAUAAAAGGAGGAGAGAUUUAAGCUAUUUGAAGGCAGGAAUAUGGUUUUGUUCAUUGUUAUAUAGCCAACUUCUAAAACAGUGUCUGGUACAUAUCAAGUGCACAAUAAAUAUUUGUUAAAUGAGGAGGAAAAAAAAAGUUCAUUUUUCCUUGCUUCAAAGGAGUCAAAUACAAUCCAUCAAAUUAGUUGCAAACUGGAAGACUCCAGGGAAGUAUCAAACACAGGCACACCUGGGAAGGGACUGAUCAUUGAACUGAUUCAGCCAAUCAAAAGUCUUUAAUGUCCUAAGGAAAAGACAUGCAUAGAUUGCCUUGGAGAAAGAAGA
Cebus imitator (Panamanian white-faced capuchin) is the source of this 5684-nucleotide messenger RNA. RefSeq names its product transmembrane protein 244 (gene TMEM244). Lineage: Eukaryota; Metazoa; Chordata; Mammalia; Primates; Cebidae. Bases 224 to 757 code for a protein of 177 amino acids. The transcript has 7 exons. The record is from RefSeq and is a predicted model, not a curated record.